CGGGCAUCGCGUCUUUAACUUAGCUCUAACUGCUUGCAUCAACUAAACUCCCAAUAAUGAAGGUCCUCUUCUUCGUUGCCGCCGUCGUCGCCGUCUCGCUUGCCCAAGACCAAGGCCCACCACCACUUCCUAAAUUCUUGGACGGCGCUGAUCAGGCCACAAAAGACGCGUUUGCCGCUUUGGCGCAAACAUUCAAAGAUGAUACUGACAAACAAGUCGAGGAUGCUGUCCAACAGUUCGUCAACGAUCAUCCGGCUAUCAAGGAUGCAUACGAAGCCGAGAAGAAAGAAGUCCUUGCCGCUCAACAAGCUGCUGAAGAAGAACACAAGAAAUUGGUAGCUUCACUCCCACCCGAAGCACAAAAGGCGGAUGCUGAAUUGACAGCUAUCGCUGAUGAUGCUUCACUCACGUUGGCCGCUAAACACGACAAGAUCGUUCAGACCUUCGAAAGCCUCCCACCAGCCGUCAAAGAGGAACUGAACAAGCUCAACCAACAAGGUCAAUCGUAAGGAGAGAAUGAAGCUUGGAGAGAUGAUCAACAGAAAAAAUUAAAUCAGUCACUUAAGAUGGCAGUUGCUCAUCUUAACUGAUCUAAUCUCGAGAUCAUGUCUUCGUCUUCCUCAGCAAAUCACUUAUUAAUUAAUUAAUUAUUUCCAUUCCUAUGAAAUAGAAAUUGUUUUUAUC
This is a messenger RNA of Anisakis simplex (herring worm), 684 nucleotides long. The record is from the annotation of a GenBank genome assembly. Lineage: Eukaryota; Metazoa; Nematoda; Chromadorea; Rhabditida; Anisakidae.